Molecule: messenger RNA, 1008 nt
Organism: Striga hermonthica
Lineage: Eukaryota; Viridiplantae; Streptophyta; Magnoliopsida; Lamiales; Orobanchaceae
Source: the annotation of a GenBank genome assembly
AUGGAUUGCCCGGAAAUUUCAUGGCUCUCCGAAAUGGGGUUAGAGAAUUCGUUGUUGAGUGAGCAAUGCGAUUUUAUGUUGGACAAUACGAUUACCCUAGACGAGGAGAUAGCGGCAGUCCUUGGGCAUGACCUGGACAUGAUGUCAUCCUCUUCCUCCACCCUCAUCAACACACUCCCAAGCUCAAACUCCAUAUCCUCCCUCUACACAGACAAUUUUCAAUACUCUCCUCCUCCGCCUCCUCCUCCUCCUCCUCUUCCUAAUAAUAAUAAUAAUAAUAUGGGGGAGCAGCAGCGGCCGGCCAAGCUCCGAAAGGGUAACAAGUUGUCAUCGAUUGACCGUGGAGCGGCGCCUCCCAUAAUUCUCAACUUUGACAAGAACUCGAGUCCCACGAAGAAUCAGAAGACUCAGGCAUGCGAGGAAGAGGAAGAGGCUACAGUGGUGAAGAGGAAAAAAAUAGGUGGACGGGUGAGGCCGCCUUCCCAGACAUAUGAUCACAUUAUUGCCGAGAGGAAGAGGCGCGAGCAGCUCAGUCAGCGCUUUGUUGCUCUCUCCACCAUAGUGCCCGGCCUCAAGAAGAUGGACAAAACAUCAGUUUUGGGGGACGCCAUAAACUACUUAAAGCACCUCCAAGAAAGGGUGAAGACAUUGGAAGAGCAAGCGAGCAGGCAAACAAUGGAGUCGGUCGUGCUCGUCCGGAAAUCGCAGAUAGCAGAAGAGGGCUCGUCCGAUGACACUUCUGCCGAGCUCCCGCUGCCCGAAAUCGAGGCCAGAGCCUCCAAUAAUCACCUGCUCCUCAGGGUCCACUGCCAAAAACACAAGGGCGUUUUGGUAAAUCUGCUCACUAACAUCGAGAUGCUCAACAUGGCUGUCAUAAACACCAAUGUCACCCCCUUUGGAAAUUUCGCCCUUCACAUUACAAUUGUUGCUGAGAUGGAGAAAGAGUUCAACUUGUCAAUGAAACAAGUAGUGAAGAGGCUUCGUGCAGCUCUCAAGCUAGCAGCUUAA